UUAUUGGACAACAUUCAAAAAUAAUUAAUAUGCUAGUGUAAUUAAUAUUUAAAGUAUUAAUUAAAAUUUAGGUAAAUCAAUAAAAAUGAGUGAUUCAGAAGAAGAAAAUUAUGCAAAAUACGGAUGUGCACUUGACCCUCUUGACGAAGAUAAUUUACCACGGAAAAAACCCGUGGGAAUUCAAGAUCAAAUUGCUGUUGACGAAUAUGGAAGACGUAGAUUUCAUGGGGCUUUUACAGGUGGUUUCUCUGCUGGAUAUUUUAAUUCCGUUGGAACAAAAGAUGGAUGGCAACCUCAACAAUUUAAAUCUUCUCGUAAAAAAAAAUUUGAAGGCAUCACUCAACGACCAGAAGAUUUUAUGGAUGAAGAAGACACCAGUGAAUUUGGAAUUGCACCAACUAGAAUAGGUGUUACUUUAGAUUACGUUGAUGCUAAACAAAGGGGAACUAAAAGAAAAAUGGCUCGGCAUAUUAAUGAUGGUCCAAUUCCUGGAACGCCUGUUUUAGAAAAUGUCAUUAAACCUGUCAAGGACAGAAUAGGCGUGAAGUUACUUAAAAAAAUGGGCUGGAAACCAGGACAGGGUAUUGGACCACGACUGACAAAAAGAGAAAAAGCUAAUGUUAAAAAACAAAACGAAAAAGUAAAAGUGUACACUUGUUAUAUGCCUACUCAAAAGAAACAAUACGAAACAAGUGACUCGGAAUCAUCAGAUGAUGAAUAUUCAGAAAUUAAAUUUGCUCCUGACGAUUAUGAACCAUUUAGAAUUAAUCCAAAAGACAAUUUUUUUGGAAUCGGUUACACUGGAUUGGAUAAGCGACCAGUCCUCUCUGGCCACAUAAAUUUGUUUGAACCACAAACCUUUUGUCUUGAAGAAAAAAAUAAGAAAUUUUCUGUAACUGGUCAGGCAUUCGGAGUUGGUGCCUUUGAAGCGGAGGAUGAAGAUAUCUACGCACGAGAAGACAUGUCAAAUUACGAUUUUGAAUUGGGACCGUCAAAGAAAUUGAAUUCGAAAUCAAGUCAAAGUAAAGUUGUUACUUUUAUGAGAAAUGGAUGCUUUGAGAGUUUUCUACUUGCCAAAAAUUCGUUACCUCGCAGAAAAUUUUUCGAGCCACCCGAUUUGCCAAAGGAUUUUAAAGCUGUUCAUGUUAUUCGAAAGAGUCGAUUCAAUCCUCCAAUUGAGUCACCUCCACGUAAUGUGACGAAAAAAUAUGGUGGUCAACAUUUGAAUGCUGAGGCGAGAGGCGCUAUUAUUGGUGAACCUUCUUUAUCACGGAAUUCACAAGAAUCAGGUGAAUCUAAUAAUAAAUCUCAUAAUAAAGAACAAUCGAACAAAAUUGAUUGUGUAUCAUCACUUGCUGCGAAAAUAAUAACUAAAACAUUAAAUCUACAUGGACGGGAACAAGUUGCCGAGAGACAAAAAUUGGAAAAAGAGAGAGAAAUUGCUGCAGCAUCCUCAUCGUGGUUAGAUAAACUUUAUUCAUCGAGUUUCGUGAAAGGCGGAACCAUGGGACCUGGCUUGAAUGUUGAUGGGAGUCUUCAAAAUUUAGAACAAUACCAAGAAUCGAAUAAGUCAGAAAGCCUGAAUAAACUUGAUUCGCCUGUAGAAUCUAAGAGUUCCAUGAAUCUUUUCAUUACCAAUCCUGAUAAACAGCAGCGAUUCGAAAAAUAUCUCGACUUACGUAAACACAAAGAAACUCACAAACUCGAUGGAAUUCAACCUUUCACAAUGAGCGAAUGGGGAAGAAAUCAAGAAAAAACUGAGUUUGAACAAGCGGCAAGACUUCUGGAUUCGAAGAAUAUCCAAAACUCCAGCAUGGAGGGAAAGAAAAACUCCGUGGUCAAAAAGUUUGUCACGAAUCCUUCGAUUUUCAGUGAACCAGAAGGCAUUACAAAUCAAAUGAAGGAGGCAGCAAAAAUGAAAAUGUUUGGUAAACUAACUAGAGAAAGAAUAAUCUGGCAACCUUCCAGCCUCGUUUGCAAAAGGUUCAAUGUUGCAGAACCAAAUGUCGGUUGCGCAAUGGACACUGAAAAGAAGAAGAAGAAGAAGAAGUUUUCCGUUUUUGAAUCAUUGGACUUUUGUGGUGGAGCUUCGAAAUUUCAGACAUCAACAAUUUUAGAAAAGGAGAUCAAUUAUGAGCCACAAAGUCCAAGUCUCAAGGAGAAAAAAUUCGAUGAAAUAAUUACAGAGGAAACAACCGAAAUAGAUAAAAAUUUUGAAGCUUCAUAUGAAAAGGUAUUCGGAAAAGGUGAACAGUUUUCAAUGAUUUAUGAUUCGAAAAGUGAACCAAGCUUCGAGGAAGCAAAAGAAAAAAUUCAAGAGAAACGUGAUCUUUUUAAGGCCAUUUUUCUCAGUAGCAGUGAAGAUUCGGAUUCUGAUCCAGAAAAAAGUGUUGACAGUGAAAUUGUAAAAUCAGUUUUGAUUGGACAACCAGGUGAAAUUAAUAUUCAACGAAAUACAUCACCACCGAGGGGUAUUUUUGCAAACUUGGAUUUCGAUAGUUUAGUCGGUCCAUCCACAUCACAAUCUGAUAAGAAUAAAAAUGAAGCAUCUGCUACUAGACAAGUGUCACCGGAUGUUAUAGAAGUCACUUGCAAAGUUAUUCCAUUUUCUUCUUCACGGGAUUUAGAAAAGUCGAAAAAUAUUACUGAAAAUCGUGAUUCAUUGCAAAGUUCAAGAUCGUUUUUUAAAAGUGUUGAUGACACUUCUUCCGAUAUUUUCAGGGAUAAUAAAAAGAAAGUGAAAGACAUUGGAAAAAGAACAAAAGUGAAAAAAUCGAAAAAGGAGAAAAAAAAACAUAAACACAAAGACAAAGAACGUUAUAAACAUAAAAAAUCAAAAAAAGAAAAAAAGUCUAAACAUUAAAAAAACAAGUGAUUUAGGUUACAUAAAAAUAAGACAAGGAAAAAUAGAGUUUGUAAAAGGGGAAAAAUAAUAAUUAUAUAUAUAUAUAUAUAUAAUAAAUAGAUGUUUACAUUAAACACAAAUAA
Molecule: messenger RNA, 2988 nt
Organism: Leptopilina boulardi
Lineage: Eukaryota; Metazoa; Arthropoda; Insecta; Hymenoptera; Figitidae
Product: G patch domain-containing protein 1 homolog
Exons: 4
Coding region: 86-2863 (925 amino acids)
Biological process (GO): mRNA processing
Cellular component (GO): nucleus
Molecular function (GO): RNA binding
Source: RefSeq, a predicted model, not a curated record